Molecule: messenger RNA, 255 nt
Organism: Dibothriocephalus latus
Lineage: Eukaryota; Metazoa; Platyhelminthes; Cestoda; Diphyllobothriidea; Diphyllobothriidae
Source: the annotation of a GenBank genome assembly
AUGCUACUGCUCCUCGUUUCCCCACCUGCCUUGUUUCUCCUGGCUUUCCUGGUGAAUCCCCUAAUCUCGCAGUUUCCGCCACCGGCCACCACCGCCAUCGAGAACAUUGCCAGCCUGCCCACUCAACUGGGCAAGGUGAUGCUGCAAACCUACCUCGAAGCUGACCUUUUGGGCUCCUGGAGCUGGAAUUUGGGCACGCGCAUUUUGCUGCCUCUCUGGCUCUUUACGUGGAAUGGUCUACUCGUGUCUGACUAA